UUGACUUCACUAUUUAACAUUGAAUGGAGGUUAACGAAAAAACUUUGCCAGCGCUAUACAAAAGGAGGGGCUUCAACGAUUGAGGGGCAGAAAGUAGCAAUGUUUUGGGCAGUCACGCUCUUCCUCUUCUCAGCUUUCAUUCUCAGGCAAUGGCUCUCCAGCAUAUCUCUCAAUCUUCCACCAGGUCCCAGAGGAUUACCUCUCAUCGGCCACUUCCAUCUCCUGGCCAUGGGCAAGCUGCCACACAUCGCACUCCAGCAGCUCUCCAAGAGAUUUGGACCCCUCUUUCACUUGCGCCUGGGAUCUGUCCCUGUGUUCGUGGUCUCCAGUCCAGCGAUGGCCAAGGAGUUUCUCAAGAUCCACGACACGGAAUUCGCCUAUAGGCCUCGUAACAACACAGCCUCCAUAAUCUUUGACUUCAGGAGCAUGUCUUUCUCGCCGUAUGGAGACUACUGGAAGAAGCUGAGGAAGCUCUGUGCCACGGAGCUAUUCACGGCCAAGAGGGUGAGUUUGAACGCGCAGAUCAUCCGGGACGAGCUGUGGGAUCUCAGUCGCGAGCUCUCGAGGGCUUCCAAAGCUGGCCAAGUUGUGGGCGUGAGAUCACAUUUGAGGGCGCUGAGCUUCAAUGUCAUGACUCGUAUCCUUAUGAAGAAGACUUAUUUUGGGUCCAAGGCGUCUGGUGAUCCCGCGAUUGCGGAAGACGCCUCGAAUUUCAUUGGGAUGAUUGAUGAGUUUCUUGAGGUGGGAGCUGAGUUUUCGAUCACUGACUAUUUCCCCUACUUAAGCUGGCUCGACUUGGUUGCCCGCCGCGCAAAGGUGGCUGGGGAUAAGAUGAAUGGCUUCUUGCAAAAGGUUUUGGACGAGCAGCGCCCUGGUGAGGUUCCCGAUUUCGUGGAGAUCACAAGGUCUCACAUUGGAAACGAUGCGGCCAAUCUCAAAGCUCUGCUCAUGGAUCUACUGCUGGGUGGAUCUGAAACAUCAUCAACAGUGAUCGAGUGGGCUCUGGCGGAACUUCUUCACCACCCAGAUUGGAUGAUUAAAGCUCAGCAAGAGAUUGAGAACGUUGUCGGACACACACGCAUGGUCGAAGAAGCAGACAUAUCCAAGCUCGAGGUUUUGAAUGCCAUCAUCAAGGAAAGCUUUCGUCUCCAUCCUCCCGUUUCUUUGCUCAUACCACACGCAUCGGUCGAGGCUCAGAAUGUUGCAGGCUAUGACAUCCCCAAGAAUGCAACGCUUAUUGUGAAUGUCUACGCAAUUGGCAGAGACCCUCAAGUUUGGAGUGAUCCUCUGGAGUUCCAGCCCCAGCGAUUCAUUGGCAGCAGCAUCGGUGUCAAUGGCCAAGACUUUGAGCUGCUUCCAUUCGGAUCUGGAAAGAGGUCUUGCCCCGGGCUUCUUCUGGGUAUUAGAAACGUCCAGCUCGUUCUUUCCAAUCUUCUACAUGGAUUCGAGUGGAAAUUUCCUGGAAGCCCAAAAGAUCAGCCUAUGGAUGAAGCUACAGCAGUCGUAAACUACAUGGCACACACUCUCAAAGCCAGGAUCACUCCCAGACUCAACGAAAGUGCUUACACCACUCUCAAGUUGACUCAGGAAUAGAAAAAAUAAAAAAUGUCCAACAUGCUUUUUGAUCCACAGAGUAAAACUUUACUAGCAUAGUGUUUACCGUU
Messenger RNA from Selaginella moellendorffii, 1664 nucleotides. Its product is annotated as flavonoid 3'-monooxygenase. NCBI's taxonomy places the organism in Eukaryota, Viridiplantae, Streptophyta, Lycopodiopsida, Selaginellales, Selaginellaceae. The record is from RefSeq and is a predicted model, not a curated record. The transcript is spliced from 2 exons. The coding region runs from base 100 to 1593 and encodes 497 amino acids. Gene Ontology annotation, molecular function: heme binding; oxidoreductase activity, acting on paired donors, with incorporation or reduction of molecular oxygen; iron ion binding.